AUGCAGCUGUUCUCCUCAGCAACAUCGAGAAGUCGUGCUCAUGCAGAUCUUAAUCCUCUCAUUCAAUUUAAUGGCCUGGUCGGAUGUGCAUCCUGCAGCCAAUGCCGUCGAGGCCAAGAAACAAACCAAUUGUGGCGUUCGUCGUCCCGCGCGCGGGAUGUUUUCAGGCAGCCGAGAGGGCAUCGUCAACUCCACUACGGUGCUCGGCAGCUGCUUUUGUCCAGCUAUCAAACUACGGCGGGAAUUGACAAAACAAAUGUCAUGAAAUCUCCUCAAUACAUUGAAGCAGCGUUGGAAUCUUUCUAUUUACAGCUAGAGCGAGUAUCUCACUCGGCGCCACUUUUCACGUUGGAGCCGGGGGAUACACUCCAGCUGUAUCAUCCAAAGCGGUAA
Cadophora gregata is the source of this 393-nucleotide messenger RNA. RefSeq lists its product as uncharacterized. NCBI's taxonomy places the organism in Eukaryota, Fungi, Ascomycota, Leotiomycetes, Helotiales, Ploettnerulaceae. The transcript has a single exon. The record is from RefSeq and is a predicted model, not a curated record. The coding region runs from base 1 to 393 and encodes 130 amino acids.